Messenger RNA from Vanderwaltozyma polyspora DSM 70294, 1185 nucleotides. Its product is annotated as DMT family transporter. NCBI's taxonomy places the organism in Eukaryota, Fungi, Ascomycota, Saccharomycetes, Saccharomycetales, Saccharomycetaceae. Gene Ontology annotation, cellular component: membrane. The transcript has a single exon. The record is from RefSeq and is a predicted model, not a curated record. Bases 1 to 1185 code for a protein of 394 amino acids.
AUGAAUUCCAAACCAGGUAGUGUGAAUGCUGAUGUUGAAAACUUGAAGCAUCCUGAGAUUUCUCUUCAAACAGAAUUCAACUACGUAGCUUCUGGAGGGGUGGACUCUACCUCCAAAGAUACUUUGUUUAACAGACUUAAAGACCAAUAUUGGGAACCAAAUGCUGGGAUAUUUCUAUUAAUUGUGUCUUAUUUCUUUAAUUCAGUGAUGCAAGUAUCAACAAAAGUUUUGGAGACUUUUGGAGAUAAACCAGAUGAAGACAGAAUUAAACCUUUACAAAUUCUAUUGAUUAGAAUGGUUAUUACUUCAAUUGGAAUAAUAGUUUACGUAUAUAUGAAUAGAAGAACUAUACCUUAUGUGCCGUUUGGUAAUCCACAAGUAAGACAAUGGCUAAUUUUGAGGGGUAUAUUUGGGUUUAUUGGUGUCUUUGGUAUGUACUUUUCGUUAAUGUAUUUAACUAUAAGUGAUGCUGUUCUAAUUUCAUUUAUGGCUCCAAGUUUUACACUAUUUUUGGCAUGGUUUGUUCUAGGUGAACCAUUUUCUAAAUUAGAAGGUGUUGGGUCAAUUCUGUCACUUACUGGGGUACUAUUUAUUGUAAGGCCAUCAUUCAUAUUUGGUGGCUCUAUCGAAAAUGAGAAAAGUCAUGAUUUAUCUAUAGCAACAGGAAGAACAAGAUUUAUUGCGACAACUAUUGCAUUGUUUGGAGCAGCUUCAUUAAGUGGUGUUUACAUUGUGAUACGAUUCAUCGGAGCUAAAGCUCAUGCCAUUAUGAAUGUCAGCUAUUUUUCAGUAGUUACAGGUAUUGUCUCAUUACUUGGUGUACUUUUUAUCCCAUCCAUGAAAUUUCAAGUUCCUGAAGGUUCCACUGAAUGGAUCUUAUUCUGUACAAUUGGCGUAUGUGGAUUUAUUCACCAAUUACUAUUGACAAUGGGUAUUCAAAAAGUUAGGGCAGGUAAGGGAUCUUUGAUGUCAUAUACGCAAGUGAUAUAUGCAAUUUUUUGGGAUGUGACCCUUUGGGGAAGGUGGCCAAAUGCAUGGUCUAUAUUUGGCAUGUUUUUAAUUAUAGGUAGUACAAUUUGGGUUAUUAGAUUAAAGGAACAGGAAGUGAGUAGACAAAGUACUGUCCUUAUAGAGGAAGAGCCAUUAGAAUCUCUUGAGCUACAAAAUAAAGGGAAUCUAGUUUAA